This is a messenger RNA of Onychostruthus taczanowskii (white-rumped snowfinch), 1233 nucleotides long. It is a transcript of the gene PIMREG, whose product is annotated as PICALM interacting mitotic regulator. The record is from RefSeq and is a predicted model, not a curated record. Lineage: Eukaryota; Metazoa; Chordata; Aves; Passeriformes; Passeridae. The transcript is spliced from 5 exons. The coding region runs from base 60 to 902 and encodes 280 amino acids.
UCCCGGUUCCGUCCGGCGCACUGAAAAUAAAGACGUUCUUGACCAAGAACUGGAACAAGAUGUCAUCUGUGCUCCAAAAUGUCAAAGCAACAGUGGCGUGGAGGAAACACCGGCUCCUAGCUGACCUCAAUGAGAAUGAGAGCCCAGUGCCUGACAAAUUCAAGAGAAGAGCCUCUCUGAGUUCUCUCAAUACCAUUCGCAUGUCUUUAAGGAAACGGGUACCAUUAAAGCAAGUCAAUCUGAGUUUUCAUAAAACCCCAACUAGGGAAAGUCUGGACCCAAGGCAGAGGUGCCAAACUCUUCACACUAUUAAAAGAAGAGCAAAACAUGCUUUUGGAGCAGUGUCCCAGAAAAUACAGAAGUCUUGCCAAAGCCCAGUAUGCUCAAUGGUGACCUUUCCAGCUGAAUCCAUCAGCAGAAGCUGUGCGACCAGUUCUACCAAAAAAAGAACUGCUACACCUGGGACACCUUGCUCUAAGAACAUUACUCCAGCAGCCAGUUCCAAAGGAACUCCAAGGUCCAGCAAAAGGGCCUUGCUUGGGCCAACAAGGGUGUCAGAACAUAGAGAAUGGAGGGAUUUCUCAUCCUGGCUUGGUAAAAAUGCUGUCUCUCUUCGGAGAUCCAGAAGAGCAGCAUCACUGAAGAGCCCUUAUUCAUCUGCUCCUUCCAGCAGAAAGAUAGAGUUUGACUGUGACUUGGAACUGGUCUCCUCAGGGAUUUGCCAGUUGAAGAGUAUCUCUCAAGCAUUCGAUGAUGCCAUUGUGAAAGAGGAGAGGCAACAAGCAAGAUCAAACUACUACUAUCUAAUGGCACAAAACUCAAAGUCUGUACAUCGAUCCCUGAAACCAUCUCAAGCUAUCAGAAGGCAAGCAAAGAAACUCCAUCAAGCACUUGGUACCUAGACAGAGAUGGCUGUAACUAUUUUUUCAUGUUUCCAAGUUUAUGAGCACAUAUAAGAGAGAGCCAUUACACUUUUUUUUUCUUUGUAUGAAACAGCUCAGGAAUUCCCUUAUUUCCUCUUUUCAAGUAAAGAGAGAAUCAAAGUAGUACCAACCACAGUGUAUUACCUCCACUGAGAUGAGGGAACUGUCUUGAAAGUGACUUUCAUGAGGUAGUGAGUACUUAGAAAAUGAUGCUGAACUGGCCAGUAAGAAUGGCCAAAGCAAGGGCUUAUGACAGACUUAUGAUGGGUAAUCCCAGGUAAGAGUAGUGCUUAAAUUGGUAUCCAGCAGC